Molecule: messenger RNA, 853 nt
Organism: Arabidopsis arenosa
Lineage: Eukaryota; Viridiplantae; Streptophyta; Magnoliopsida; Brassicales; Brassicaceae
Source: the annotation of a GenBank genome assembly
ACCAAAAGCUAACACAUUGCUUAAUUAGAUUCCGGAAGAGUAACCUAAACCCUUUCUCUCUCCCUAAAAUCAAUCUGCCUCUUUUUUCCCCUUUCCGAGCAGAUCUGAGCCGAAGGUUAACUACAUGACCGGCGUUGAGAACGGCUUGAGAAUGACGUCACCAGAGACGUCUUCAACAUCCUCCCUCGCCACCACAAGUGUCCACGUAAGCGCUCUCGACGGACUCGUGAACGUGAACUCUCUCUUCACCAUCGCCGUCUUCGUUGGUCUUUCCUUAGCGACUCCAGGACAACACAGCCUCGAACAACGAUCCAGCUGCGACGCAAGUGCUGACGUGGCCAAGAAGCUACUGGUCUUCGAAGUCGUCUCCUUCAGCUUCUUCCUCUUCUCCUCUCUCGUAGCUCAGGGUCUUAAGCUUGCCUUAAACCUUCUUAAUAGCAAAGACGUCAACGAGAUUUUCAGAGCUCACAUCAAUAUCAAGGUUUUGAGAUGGGGAAUGAUGGCUUCUGCUGUCGGAUCUGUCAUGGGCUGUCUCUUCUUGAUGCUCUCUAUGGUUAAUGUGAUUCAGAUCCGUCUUGGUUUGCUCUCUUGCGGCAGCAAAUCGGCGGCUCAAGCGGUUGCAACGCUCGUCACUCUGGUUUCCUCUGCUCUGCUGAUUUACAUCUCUACCGCUAUUUACGCUUUCUGGCAUUGAUACUGAUGAAUCAAUUCCUGUCAAAAUUGGAUAAUGAUGUGGAGAAUGUUCCCAAGUCCAUGGCUUUAUUUUGAUUAGCCAUUGUGUAAUAUCAUCAUCAAUGCCUUCCAAUAUCGUUUUUUCUUUGUUUGUUUCGGAGAAUGAAGAAUCAAUCACAAG